GUGACUAAAACGAACCUGCAUCGCUCACAACAUCAACAUCACGACGCUUCAACCCAUCCCCUUCAUCUCUUCCAUUUUCUCACUCUCUUGUCUUCGGGGCAAGCAACUAACGCAACCAUGAUCAUCAGCAGAAGCACAGCAACAACAAACCUGUGUCAGCGGGCCAAGAAGUCACGGUGGAAUUUUGUCAACAAGAGGAACUUGGCGGCGACGACAAUCACAAGACGCCCACUGCAGCCGUUUCUCUUGGAACGGUUUGAUGGAUGGAAUGAUAGUACCAUGUCCUUGUCGUCCAGUGAAUGUGAAGCUCUCUCGUUGAAAGAACUGAUGACAUAUGCCGAUGACAAAGGAUUGGAACGGUGGGACUCUUUGUCAUUGGGAUAUGUGGAGCCUUCGAAUGGCAGUGACUAUCUACGAGAAGAAAUUAUCAAGUCACAAUUCAACAACCAGCUCACACAACUGGACCCGUCCUAUAGCGUCAAUGUAUGUGCGCCGCAAGAAGGAAUCUUUCUGGCAAUUCAAGCCCUCUGUCAACCGGGGGAUCAUAUUGUUGCUGUGGCGCCGGCAUAUCAGAGUUUACACGAAGUCGCUGCAUCGAUUGGAUGCGAGGUGUCACUGUGGUGGCCCGAAGAGCGAGAAAUAGAGGUAGAGGAUCGUCAGCAGACAAAAACUACUACUACUUGCAUGCACUUUGAUCCCUCCACUCUGGAACAACUGAUCCAACCCAACAAGACCAAACUCGUCAUUGCCAACUUUCCUCAUAAUCCCACGGGUGCGCUGCCAUCCCUUGAAGAGUUCCGGGCCAUGGCCGACCUGGUGGGUGGUAUGGGUAACGCGUGGUUCUUGUUGGAUGAAAUGUAUCGAGGGCUGGAACAUGCCGGUGCGGACCAUCGACUACCUCCCAUUGCCACGGUCAUGCCUCGUGGCAUCUCGUUAGGAGGGGUUUCCAAGUCGUUCGGAUUGCCCGGUCUCCGCAUUGGAUGGUUGGUCAACCAAGACAGAGACUUUCACAAACGUGUGUCGGAACUCAAAGAUUAUACCACCAUUUGUCCACCUGCCCCCUCCGAGGCAUUGGCAUAUAUAGCCCUUCGAGCACAAGAGCAACUGUGGCAACGAUCCCACAGUAUUCUGCAAGAGGGUCUGCCGAGGCUGCGAGAGUUUGUACAGGCAACAACUGCAACGGCUCAAGACCGCUACUCGUUUGAAUGGUGCGAACCAAUGGGAGGAACCUUUGCCUGGGUCAAGUUCUCGGAUCGCCAUGGUACCACCACAGCCAGUGAGUACAGUGAGGCAGUGCGACAACGGACUGGGCUCAUGAUGGUCCCAAGUGGUCUCUUUCCCGAAUGCUUGCCUGAGAAUGAUCGACUUCGAAUGACGUAUGGGAAGAAGGGGGUGCCGGAAUUGCUGCAAGUGUUGGAACGAGACCUGGCGUUGUCACGAGAGGAGGAUCUGUAGGACAUCAUGCAGCAAAAAGUCAAAGAGCAAAGCAUGCAUCUAUCUUUUGAAUGGCUGGGGACUGGCUUCAACGAACUUGCACUAGCUAGCUAACGUGAAGUGGGCGGCCUACUAACCGAAAAAGUAAGUGUACGUGUCCCAAAUGGUGCCCGUGCCGAUAUCUCGGCCAAAACAGCAAAAAGGAUAUCCAUUUCAUUCUCUCGCCGGUCGGAGUCAAACUAACUGUAGACCGGCAACUCUUCGUGGUUUACAUCAGGAAGUGCUACAAUUCUGGUGCCUCCAGGUUUCGACAAGGGAGUUUGGCAAAAGCAUGUUAUUGUGAGAAGGAAAAGAUAGCAUUUUAUUUGCUACCACUGGUACUAUCUAUCUACUAGCUAGAAGGAGAAGGGUUGAAACCACAAGUAUGCACUUGCAGCUGCGAGUGUGCCAACAGAAAGGAGAGCAUGAGCAAAGCUGGGGUUGUUGCUGACAGCUGCAGACUCGCCGCCACCACCUCCUCCUGCCUCUGGAUUGCAGACAGAGUCUUCGAUGCCACAAAUUGUUGCUGUGGAGACAGAAGAAGAAUCACCUGAAAGAGUCCAACGCUUCCAAGCUGUUUUAUCAUCACAUUUUUGCUGCUCUGUGUUCACUCCUUCACAAACCC
Molecule: messenger RNA, 2098 nt
Organism: Seminavis robusta
Lineage: Eukaryota; Bacillariophyta; Bacillariophyceae; Naviculales; Naviculaceae
Source: the annotation of a GenBank genome assembly